Molecule: messenger RNA, 426 nt
Organism: Scheffersomyces amazonensis
Lineage: Eukaryota; Fungi; Ascomycota; Pichiomycetes; Serinales; Debaryomycetaceae
Exons: 1
Coding region: 1-426 (141 amino acids)
Source: RefSeq, a predicted model, not a curated record
AUGACAGAUCAAGAAGCGAAUAACAACAGUGUCAAUGACUGUGGUAAACAAGGUAAUACAAAGUCAAAAGUAAAACAAAGGAAAGGACAAACUGAUGAAGAAUAUAGAAUACAGAAAGCAGAAUUCGAAGAAACAGGUCCAGUAAUAAAUACCCAGGAUUGGUUUAUUGAUAAUAAGAGCAAAUUGGAAACGAUUAGUAAAGAUGCAAAAAUCGACCGAAAGUUUAUAUUAAAUGCUAUUGAGCUUCUAUAUUUUAGACGUAGGUAUGAUGAAUGUCUUCAAUUUAUUGAGAAAUAUGCUGAGUCGAUGUAUGAAAAUGAUGAUAUAUCAUCAGGUAAUAGCAAUAAAAAGAUCGAUAAAGAUUUUCAGCAAAUCUUGCAUAUCAAAUCAAAGUGUACGGAGAAGCUUGUCGUUAUACAACCCUAA